Oenanthe melanoleuca is the source of this 1897-nucleotide messenger RNA. It is a transcript of the gene UTP18, whose product is annotated as UTP18 small subunit processome component. The transcript is spliced from 14 exons. Bases 47 to 1693 code for a protein of 548 amino acids. The record is from RefSeq and is a predicted model, not a curated record. Gene Ontology annotation, molecular function: protein binding. Lineage: Eukaryota; Metazoa; Chordata; Aves; Passeriformes; Muscicapidae. Gene Ontology annotation, biological process: rRNA processing. Gene Ontology annotation, cellular component: Pwp2p-containing subcomplex of 90S preribosome; small-subunit processome.
CGGCGGGGUGACGUCACCCACGCACGUGUUCCGGUUCCGGUGCGCGAUGCGGGCUCCGGCGGCGGCGGGGCGGGAGCGGGGAGCGGCAAAAGCGCCCGGAAUGAAGGCGGCGAAGAAAGCGCCUAAAGCGACCAGAAUGGCCAAAAAGACGAAACCCACGCGGAGGGUGAAGCUGGCCGCGGCGAAGCAGACGGCGGCCGCCGAGGCGGCGCGGCGCGCCCGCCACCUGAAGGCGCUGAGCUGCGCGUCGGGCGCCGAGCGGGAGCUGGAGGAGCUGGUGUUCGGCGACAGCCUCAACGUGGAGGAGGACGAUCUGCUGCGGCGGCUGGCCGGGCCCCGAGGGGUUUCUGCCGCAGAGGGGAAAGACCUCCAUAAAGAAUCCAGCGACUCUGAGGUAGAAAAUGAAGCUAAAGGUGACGUACUGUCCAAAAAGCCGGCAUGGGUGGAUGAGGAUGAUGAAGCCGAGGAAAAUGUUGAUAUGACCCAUAAGUACAGGAAGGAUUUCAUGAAAAGUGAUGCCGAGACAACGCUUACUAAGAAAAAGCUGAAGAAAAGGCUUGAGGAACAAUUUCAGCAAGCCAUGGGAGGAGUUCCUGCCUGGGCUGAUCUAGAAAACAGGAAGAAAUCCAAAAGGACUUCGAGUGAUAGUGACAGUGAUGAAGAUGAUGAUCUGCUACGCAGGACUGGCAACUUCAUCAGGAGCUCAGAGUCUCUGCCAAGAGGGAUUUUGAAGAUGAGCACCUGCCCUCCUGCAAACCAGGAACGUUUUGCCAAUGGAAAACUGGUGACAGUGCAGUUUCAUCCUUCAGCUCAAGUAGUGAUGACAGCUGGGCACGAUCGCUCUGUGUCCCUCUUCCAGGUGGACGGUAUAAGGAACCCAAAAAUACAGAGCAUCUAUUUAGAGAGUUUUCCAAUUUAUAAGGCUCGUUUCAGUGUGGAUGGAGAACAAGUUAUAGCCACUGGUACUCACCACAGCAUGUUCUUUGUGUAUGACAUGGUAGCUGGGACUAUCAUCCCUAUCCCAAAAGUACGAGGUGUGGAGGAAAAAUUUCUUAGAAACUUCGAACUGUCUCCAGAUGGAUCAUUUAUGUUGCUGAUUGGAACUUCAGGUUACCUUCACUUGCUGUCCAUGAAGACAAAAGAACUGAUCAGCACUAUGAAGGUGAAUGGAAGGUGCACUGCCUGUGCUUUCACCCCAGACAGCAGUAAAAUCUACAGCUAUUCAAAGGAAGGUGAAGUUUUCAUUUGGGAUGUGAGAAGCAGAAAGUGUCUACAUAAAUUUGAAGAUGAAGGUUCUUUAGAAGGAAAGUGCUUUGCUGUUUCAAAAAACAACCAGUAUGUGGCAUGUGGUUCAUCUUCUGGAGUUGUAAAUUUAUACACUACUGAUACCUGCCUCAAAGAAAAGCAUCCUAAACCAGUUAAAGCCAUAAUGAACCUUGUUACCUCUGCCACCUGUGUGACCUUUAAUCCCACCACAGAGAUCUUGGCAGUGGCUUCCCGUGACACUGAUGAGGCUGUCAAACUGGUGCACCUUCCUUCAUAUACUGUAUUCUCAAACUUCCCAGUGUUCAGAAGAAAACAGAUUUAUCUUGCUCAGUCAAUGGACUUCUCUCCCAGAAGUGGAUAUUUCUCUGUAGCAAAUAACAAAGGCAAAGCUUUGUUAUUUAGGCUGAAACAUUAUUCAUCCUUCUGAAAGAAGAUACAGCAGAAAAUGAAUCAGUAACUGAGGUGUUGUAACCUGCAGGUACAAGGAUGCUGAUAAAAUCAACUUUUUUUUUUUUUUUAAAUAUGGAAGCUACAAAAUAUUAAUAGAAUAUAUAUGUUUUUUUAAAAAAGUUUAUUUGUUCAUUUGUUUUAAAUAAAUACACCUGGUAAGUUUCCAGGCAACUUGUUUCAA